ACUUGGAACAUAGCUGAAAUGGAGAGGGUUACUCUGAGGUGAGACGGCGUAAAGAACAGCUGUCUCUGCAGAGCUGUGAAGGACAGUCAGGGUGAUGCUGUGGAAAAAUGAACAGUAUAAUAACCACACAACCCAGUUUUUGGGUCACGGGGAACCUGGAGCCUAUCCCAGGGAGCAUCGGGCACGAGGCGGGGUACACAGGGUGCCAGUCCAUACAAUAGUCUUUUCUAAAUAUUAUUAAAUCUGCUCCCAGUUUGGGGUCACCAGAACAGAUCACUUGUCUGCAUAUUGGUUCUGGCACAACCCUCCCUAUUUUCUGGGCUUGAGACCGGCACUGAGAGGGCACUGGAUCGUGCAGCCGUCCAGUGGAUGGGGUUAGAUCCCUGACCAAAUCGAACCUGGGCCGUGGCGGCUAUCUCCACUGUGCCACCUUAACUGCAGCUUGAGCAGGCUGUUCGUGUUUGUGUUGAAGCCAACAGGCACAAUAUAUUACAGUCUAGGACUCGCUGCUGAAAAGCCUGCUGGAUCUUCCAGUGACCUGCUGUUCUUUCCUGCUUUCCUGUGUUUUUUCUCUCUUCCCCCCUCUAGAAUUAGAUUAAAAACAAAGCUCUGUCUCCCAUCCUUGUUUUUUUUUUUUUUUUGUGACUCUCUCCCCCUUCCUUUUACACUCUCAGUCUGGCUUGGGGAAAAAAAAAUCUCCCUUUAGUUUGUCUCUCUGUGUUACAGGAGGAAGUCGCUUGGCUUGAUUCGGAUGGAGGUGUGUGUUUGUUUUUGGACCUUGUUGGUGUGCUUUGAGGAAGGACAGACAAGGGACAGUUGGAUGUGACUGCGGCUUCAUCCGAGCAGUCAGACUCAUCAGAGCAGGAGACAGGAGGACAGCUGACAGUGUGACUUUGACUCCUGUGAGGAGGAAAGGUGGAGGAAAAAGUCAGCAGUGGGAGUUUCAGGAAUUCAUUUCGCAUCAGCUCUUGUUGGAUGCACUUGAGUUUGCCCAGACUCAGAGGCUGAAGCCAGGUUCCCAACUCUGGAUCCUGGGCUCCGUCCCUGCUAAAACCUCUACCUCACCUUUACAGGAGUGCAAAGAGCUCAGGGAGCCCCACUACCCAUCAGACCCCUAACAAGCGUCUCUGCACUGACCAUGUACCCACAGGGUAGACAUCCGGUCCCACUGCAGCCUGGCCAGUCCUUCAAGUUCACUGUGCUGGAGACACUGGACCGCAUUAAAGAGGAGUUCCAGUUUCUCCAGGCCCAGUACCACAGUCUGAAGCUGGAGUGUGAGAAGCUGGCCAGUGAGAAGACCGAGAUGCAGAGACACUAUAUCAUGUACUAUGAGAUGUCCUACGGACUUAACAUAGAGAUGCACAAACAGGCAGAGAUUGUAAAGCGGCUCAGCGCUAUCUGUGCUCAGAUCAUCCCUUUCCUCUCACAGGAGCACCAGCAGCAGGUGGUGCAGGCUGUGGAGCGGGCUAAGCAGGUGACCAUGGCAGAACUCAACGCCAUCAUUGGGCAGCAGCAGCUCCAGCACCUGUCUCACCACACCCCGGGCAUCCCACUAACCCCUCACCCAUCAGGUCUGGCACUGGGGGGCGCCUCGGGCCUGUUGGCUCUCACCGGGGCGCUCGGCGUCUCCGCUCACCUGAGCAACAAGGACGAACGCAACCACCUGGAUGCCGAGCACCUUCGAGAGGGUGCACCCAGCAGGAGUAAGUCUGUGUCAUCAACAGACAGUCAAGCGAUAGAGGAGCGUCAGGGCCCCUCGGGAGUCUUCCCCUCUCACACCAGCAGUGACGCCAAGAGGAGGCGCUGUGACGAUAAAGAUGGCCCAUCACAUUAUGACAGUGAUGGGGACAAGAGUGAAGACAACCUAGUGGUAGAUGUCUCUAAUGAGGACCCUUCCUCUCCCGUGGGCAGCACCCCCCACUCUCCUCAUGGAAAUGGCUUAGACAGAGCACCUACGCUGAGGAAGGAGCUCCCCAGGUCCCCAAGCCUCCCUCCUGCCCCCUCACCUCCAGAUCACAGCCCCGCUCCAGGCAAAAGCAAGGACCCGGCACAGUCAGAGAAAUGUCAGUCACCAUCUUCUAAGUCAGGCAGUAGUUCCCCCUCGCACCGUGAGGCCCUCACUCCCGGACCCAGCACUUCUUGUCUUCGACUAGUCACUAAGCCUGCAUCCUCAGCAGACCCUAUGGCAGCUUUGCGCAGUCCUCUGUCCAUGACAUCAGCUUCUUACCCAGCUCAUUUUGGUGUCGUGUCUCAUGCCGGACUGAAUGGAGAGCUGGCCAGUCCAGGCAGCUUUGGUGGCUCAAUCACUCUCUCACCCCAGAUCAGUACUGCAGCUAGUGCCUACACACGCAGCCCCAUGGUGGCGUAUGAAUCACGCUCUCACCUCAGGCCCUCAGGGCUGUCCUCCUCUCUGCCCGGCUCCAGUGGGGGCAAGCCUGCGUACUCAUUCCAUGUGAGUGCAGAUGGACAGAUGCAGCCUGUGCCCUUCCCUCCGGACGCUCUUCUGGGCCCGGGCAUCCCGCGCCACGCCCGGCAGAUCCACACACUCAGCCAUGGAGAGGUGGUGUGUGCCGUCACCAUCAGCACCUCCACACGCCACGUCUACACUGGCGGCAAAGGCUGUGUCAAAGUGUGGGACAUCAGCCAGCCGGGCAGCAAGAGCCCCAUGGCCCAACUCGACUGUCUGAACAGGGACAACUACAUCCGCUCAUGCAAGCUCCUCCCAGAUGGGAGGACUUUGAUAGUUGGAGGUGAAGCCAGCACUCUGUCCAUCUGGGACUUGGCCACGCCCACUCCACGCAUCAAGGCGGAGUUGACGUCCUCGGCUCCGGCGUGCUACGCGCUGGCCAUCAGUCCAGACAACAAGGUCUGUUUCUCCUGCUGCAGCGACGGCAACAUCGUCGUGUGGGACCUUCACAACCAGACGCUCGUCAGGCAGUUCCAGGGCCACACUGAUGGAGCCAGCUGCAUCGACAUCUCCAACGACGGGACCAAACUGUGGACUGGGGGACUCGACAAUACGGUGCGCUGCUGGGACCUGAGAGAGGGCCGCCAGCUCCAGCAGCAUGACUUCACCUCCCAGAUCUUCUCCCUGGGUUACUGUCCUACAGGAGAGUGGCUGGCAGUGGGCAUGGAGAGCAGUAAUGUGGAAGUACUGCACGUCUCCAAACCAGACAAGUACCAGCUGCACCUUCACGAGAGCUGUGUGCUGUCACUCAAGUUCGCCUACUGCGGUAAAUGGUUUGUGAGCACAGGAAAAGACAAUCUGUUAAACGCAUGGAGAACGCCUUAUGGAGCCAGCAUCUUCCAGUCCAAGGAGUCCUCAUCCGUCCUGAGCUGCGAUGUCUCCCCAGACGAUAAAUAUAUAGUCACUGGCUCUGGAGAUAAGAAAGCUACCGUGUACGAGGUGGUCUACUGAGCACACAAGAGAGGAGCGAGAAAUGGAUAGAUGGAAGGAUGGAUGGAUGAAUCGAUGGAUAAAUGGAAGAAAGAACGAGUUGAAAGAAGAGCACUUAGCAGGAGCUCGUUCAUGGCAGCUGUGGUGGGCAACCAUGGGUGCUCUUUCCAAACAGCAUUCCCCUGCUUCGUCUCUCAAGCACCAUUAAACCCCCUCCCCAUCCCCGUUCCAUCCCCCCUCUAUGUAGGAAAGAGAGAGAAGAAAGAGAGGGACAAACAGAAAGAAUAAGCGGAGGGAGUAUAAUUAGCACAAUGUCUAGAUGAAAGGCCUAGCAGCGAGGAGAAAGCUCGCAGGAGACAAGGUAAGCACUUAGGAAGCUGCAGCUCACACAAACCCAGAUAGCAGACUAUCAAUACAUUACUGUAAAAAAACACACACACACACACACACACACUGUAGUGAGACCAAAUGCAACAGAGCUCGUUACACAACACCUCAGAGAGCAGAAUAACCAGACUGUAGCUCUGGCUCUGGCUUGAGAUACCUGCUUCAGUAUGUCUGCACCACUCCAAUUAAACAUGCAUAUGGCAAUUCCCAACUGAAUUCUGCAUCACAUGUUUCCGUCUCCCGUGAGAGACUCCCUAGAGACUCUAAUGAGGAGCAGCUGGACCUCUCAGUGGGUUUCAUGUUGAAAACAUUAAACAACAGCAUUUCCAUUUUUUUUUUUAUUCCAGAGAAUGGUUGUAUAUGCAGAACACAUAAGCAUGCAUGAGUUGAGCAGAGAGAUUGAUUAUGUGUUCUGGAAAUCUCCUGAAUGAGAACUACAUCUCUGUCUUUUUGUUCUCGCUACACUGCAGGAUCAGUGACCGUUUUACGUUAAGUAACAGAAGUGACGCAAACCGUGGUUCUGACAUUUCAGAAGCCGGCAAACAUGUAGGACAUGCCACUAAAAGCGUGCCGAAAACUGUACGAUCAGAUGCACUGUGGAAACGUUCCUUCACGUAAGAGCAACAGCUUAAUAGUUAAAUGCAGAUUUUUUUUUUAAAUAAUGCCAAGCAAGAUGUUUAAUUAUUCUGUGAAGUGUGACCAAUCAGCAAUGCUGAAUAUCACUACUAGGGAUGUAACAGUUGGACAGUUUGGGCAGAUCGAUAAUUGAUUUAAAAGCCAAUGAUUGCAAUGAAUCGAGGCAACAAACAUAAAUCAAUUAUUAUAGAUUAGAAUUGAUUACAGGACAGACAACCGAUGUGUAGAAAUAUAAUUUAUCUUCUCUACAUCGAUGUGUUAAUGUGCUAGCAAGGUGAUUUGGGUGUAAGUCUGAUACUUAAAAUAGUCCAUCUGUACGUGAUCAUCUGCGAAUUAAUCGUAGACCGAACCCUUAUUCUGAACAAAUUGGUCACAUAUCAUUCAGAGUUUAUUAAACUGAAUUGUAUCUUUAUUGUAUCAUAGCAGAUUCAGUGGUUGCCUUCAGAAUCAAAAUCAUAUAUCAUUUGGAAAACUGAUGUUUACACCUCUAAUUACUUUGCAGAAAAGUACUGGCUCCGAAGCAGGAACUAAAAACAGUUCCUGGAUAUUUAGCCUAGAAUCUAAAAUUGUCCCUGACUCCUCAUGGUGUCAAUGCAUCUAAAGUUCACGAGGUCCUGAAAAAGUCCUUGUGCUUCCAAAUGUUUGUUUGUUUGUUUUUUCCAGUGGAAAGAUACUGGUUCACAUUUUAUUAUUCAGUUCUGUUUUUUUGGUGGUGCAGUGGGUAGUAUUUCCACCUCACAUCUCCAGGGUCCUGGGUUUGAUCCUGAGCUCUGGUAGCUGUCUGGACUGAGUUUCACAUGUUCCCCCAAUAUCUGUGUGGGUUUCCUCCCAGAAACAUGCCGGUAAGUGUACUGGUUAUGUUAAAGGUGUGAAUAUGUGAUGGACUGAAUAUUCUCACCUCACGUCCAACGUUCACGGGAUAUCUGGAUCCACAACAGCUAAUGAAGCUGAGUGAAUGAUGAGACCAAUGUGUCUGGCUUGAUGGUUCACAUUCAUGUUGGUAUGUUUGUGAUCUGUCACUAGUGUGAACAAACGCCUGUCCUGAAACGAGCACGUUUCAGUAAAUCACAUUCACAUCAACAGUGGCAAAGAAAAAGAACACAAUCCAUCACUUCAGUAGCUCUGAAAUGGACAAUCUAGCAGCAGUCUUAAUUAGAUAGAUGAUUUGCUCUAAAGGUCAGGCUCAGCUGAUCAGGUGCAAGAAGGCAAAAAAGGGCAGUUUUGUAGAUUUUACUGGCACUGAGAGAGACAGCAGUGAUAUAUGCUGUAAUAUAAAAAUGACAUGAGUUCUGAUCUGACUGGUAUCAUUACCUAUGCAGACCUUGUAUCAGAUGUGUAUUAAAUCUAGGACAUUUGAAAGUCACUGGCAUCAGAAAUACAAAAAGCCCAAAAGUCACUUAGGACAUUUUAAACAAUAUGCUCUCAUAACAAUAAUCGUCCCCGCAGCCAAAUUUAGAUUCUUUUUAUUCCUAAGAGGCCCUAUGAUAUAUACACCCCUGCUGUAUCCCUUUAUAUUAAAGAGCUGUGGUUGCCCACCCAACCUGUGAUGUCUGAAAGCAAUCCUCACCCUGCUGGGGGAAAAGAUUUUGUGCUUUUAAUUCGCUAACCAUGUUUCUGGGGUUUGUUUUUUCACGUUUAUCUGAUCUGUGAAUCAGAAGGCCUGUCUCGGAAUCUGAACUAAUCUUUUGCUUGUUACUUUUCCAAACACAAAAAGAAGCGUAAGAUUUUUUGUUUGUUUGUUUUUUGUAAUGAAAAUAAGUAAUAGUGCUCCAACAGUGUUUUGUUCCGUUUAUUGUUAUGCAUAUAGUGUAUUUCCUCCUUUCUAUAAAUGGCUGAGAUGACGGCUGCCCAGAGAUGUUGGGAUUUUAGUCUUGCGCAAUUCAGACCAUCUCCACUGCCUUAUCAUCACAUCUUACCUGUAAUGGGAAUUACAUCACAUCUGAUCAUGCUAUGGGAAUAUCUGUAUCUAAUGCUGCCUACGGCUUUGUUUCUAUACUGAAAACAGUGUACAGUGUCCAGCAAUCUCGCUCUGAAGCCAAGGACUUUUUUUCCACAAAGGCACAGCUGUGAUAUCACCCUCUGUAGCACUUCAUAUGAGAUGUACCAGACAUGCAUAUAAAGACAAUUAAACUUGUGGUCAUCUUUUGAUCUUCUUGUCUUCUUGGUCCUGUUUAAUAAAUCUGUUACUAUAUUUUGGCAUUUGGCUAUGAAAAAGAGAAACUUUUUAUAAUCUUGGUAUAUGGUUGUAGCAGUUUCCGAUAAUGAUCACUAAGCAGGGACACGUCGUGAAAAUUAAACACACAAAAUAUCCAUCUCUAUAUAUAGUAUUGAACGUGUCAACAUUUUCUUCAGUAAAUAUAUUUCCGAUGAGGUUAUUCACAUGAAAUUUUCACCAGACAUCAGUAUUAACUCAAGAAAUCUAGAAAUAUAAAGAAUUCACAACAUUAAAGUCCAUAAAUAAAGUUAUGUGUAAUAAAGUAACGACACAGGAAAAAAGUAUUGAACACGCUAAGAAAAAGCAGUUCUUAUUAAAAAAAAAGUAAGUAAUUAUACCCCCUAUAUGUGCAAAUUAAUACCAGCUGAGUUAGUAAAUUGAUGGUCUAUAAAAAGGCUUUUGUUACCAAGGUGUCACACAAGAAACAUCUCAUGAUGAGUAAAAGCAAAGAGCUCUCCCAAGACCUUCGCAACCUUAUUGAUGUGAAACAUAAUAUUGAUGGAAUCGGAUACAAAAAUAUUUCAAAACUUCUGAAUCCUCCAGUAAGCACCGUUGGGGCCAUUAUCUGCAAGUGGAAGCAACAUCAGUCCGUCAUCAACCGGCCACGCACAGGA
Ictalurus furcatus (blue catfish) is the source of this 7249-nucleotide messenger RNA. RefSeq names its product TLE family member 2, transcriptional corepressor b (gene tle2b). Gene Ontology annotation, cellular component: nucleus; transcription regulator complex. Gene Ontology annotation, molecular function: protein binding; transcription corepressor activity. The coding region runs from base 1139 to 3418 and encodes 759 amino acids. Gene Ontology annotation, biological process: regulation of DNA-templated transcription; negative regulation of canonical Wnt signaling pathway. The transcript has 24 exons. NCBI's taxonomy places the organism in Eukaryota, Metazoa, Chordata, Actinopteri, Siluriformes, Ictaluridae. The record is from RefSeq and is a predicted model, not a curated record.